AGGAGCGGUUCUGUAUCGCGAGGUUCCGUGAGCUAAAGCGCUACAGUCCGAUACGUCGGGCUUUUCCAGUGGAAGGGCUUCACGCCAUAGCGGGUGCUGCCAGGCUCGAUACCAUAGCUGCUGGAAACGUGUAGCACAUGAAUGUGAUGGCCAAGGGUGACGCGUGUCAUGGCUGUUCAAGCAGGCCACGACGCCUUCACCGAUGCGGUGAGCUCUGUAAAUGGGCGCAAAAUGUCCACGGCCUCGCAGCGGAUUCCACGCGCGGCGAAUUCGCGGACGAGCAAUGGCCACACCGGCUGCGCGGCCACGCCCACUACUUACGUGUAGGCGUGGCCUGGAGUCGCGAGGGUGCGAAGUUAGGUGUCGUUGUGGUGCUGGGACAUCCUUCGCGGUCGGCUGCUUGUCAGCUAACGUGACCUUCAGCCACCGUGGAGGGUACUGAUGAAGGAAACUUCGUCGCCAUCUUGCAACACGUAGCUCGUCUCGCCGUCCAGCUCCCAGUCUACAUCGUUAAUCAGCACCAGGAUGCCAGGCCGAACGCCGU
Messenger RNA from Tilletiaria anomala UBC 951, 544 nucleotides. RefSeq lists its product as uncharacterized. The transcript has a single exon. Bases 138 to 416 code for a protein of 92 amino acids. The record is from RefSeq and is a predicted model, not a curated record. Lineage: Eukaryota; Fungi; Basidiomycota; Exobasidiomycetes; Georgefischeriales; Tilletiariaceae.